AAUACAGGAAGAGCUCUGACAUCACUGUAGUUCAGAGAAAGUGAAAGUGAAACUAACUUGGUGAGCAAACAUAUGCACUCCUGAAACGACCAACCACUUUAAACAGCAGAAUACUGAGUCUUUCAGAGACCCUUGUGGACACACCUGAUACUCACAGCAAUGUCGUCCUCCAUGAGUACACUGUCUGAGGAGAUUCAGUGCUCUAUAUGUCUGGAGGUGUUCACUGAUCCAGUCACCACUCCAUGUGGACACAACUUCUGCAAGAUCUGUCUGAAUAAGUGCUGGGACAACAGCCAGACCUGCAGCUGUCCAUACUGUAACGAAACAUUCAAGCAAAGACCUGAUCUCAAGAUUAAUACCACACUCCGAGAGAUUGUAGGGCACUAUAAGACGAAAAGUCCUGAGAAAAAGCCUGAAGUUCUGUGUGACAUCUGUGAGGAAAGAAAGCUGAAGGCGCUGAAGUCGUGUCUGGUGUGUCAGAGCUCUUACUGUGAAACUCACCUGGAGCCUCAUUUGAGAGUGGCAGGUUUGAAGAAACACAAACUGAUGGAUCCUGUGAGUAAUCUGGAGGACUAUAUAUGUCAGAAACACGAGAGACCUCUGGAUCUGUUCUGUAGAGAUGAUCAGACAUGUGUGUGUUCAAUCUGCACUGUGACAGACCACAAGAACCACAACACUGUUGCUAUAGAAGAGGAGAGUCAAGAGAAGAAGACUGAACUGAUGAAGACACAGAAAGACGUGCAGCAGAUGAUCCAGGACAGAAUCAAAAAGAUUCAAGACAUCAAACACUCAGCAGAAGUCAGAAAAAGAAACACAGAGAAGGGGAAAGCAGUCCAUGUGGAGCUCUUCACUGAUCUCAUCCGCUCCAUUGAGAGACAUCAGACUGAACUGCUGGAGAUGAUGGAGGAGCAGCAGAAAGCAGCAGAGAAACAGGAGCAAGAGCUGAUUGAAGAGCUGGAGCAGGAGAUCACUGAGCUAAAGAUGAGAAACACUGAGCUGGAGCAGCUCUCACACACUGAAGAUCACCUCCACCUCCUACAGAUUCACUCAUCCCUGUGCAGCCCUAGAAACACCAGGAACUGGCCUGAGAUCAGUAUGAAGACUCAUGAGAGUCUGGAGACUCUGAGGAGAGCUCUGACUCAACUGAAGGACACUAUAGAUGAGAAACUCACACUAACUGUCUCUACAGAGCUGAAGUGGAUGCAGCAGUAUGCAGUGGAUGUGACUCUGGAUCCUGAUACAACUCGUCCUAAACUCAUCCUGUCUGAAGAUGCAAAACAACCAUCUGGUCUGAGCGGUCCUCAUAAUUUAGGUCAAGGUCAGCGCGAGAAGGAGCAGCAGAAGAUCAGCGCGAGUGUUUCUCUCACUGAAGACUUGAAGCUGAAUAAAGCAGAGAAGGUCACAGACACAGUAUGGCGCAGCGGGCGUGCCGACAAUCCCGAGUUCUUGAAGACACAGGAACUGUUCAAAUGCAUGCAGAGCAUCUUGAACAAACUGACGCCCCAGAUGUUCCAGCCGCUGAUGAGGAAGGUGAGCGAACUGACCAUCGACACAGAGGAGCGCCUGAAAGGAGUGGUCGAGCUAAUCUUCGAGAAGGCCAUCUCUGAGCCCAACUUCUCUGUGACCUACGCCAACAUGUGCCGCUGCCUGAUCAGGCUGGAAGUCCCCACCUCAGAUAAACCUGGAAUGACGGUAAAUUUCAGGAAGCUGCUGCUGAAUCGCUGUCAGAAAAAGUUUGAGAAGGACAAAGAUGAUGAUAAAACAUUUGAGAAUAAGCAGAAGGAGCUGGAUGCUGCUACAGGGGAAGAAGAGAAGCAGAGGUUGAAGGAGGAGCUUGAGGACGCCAAAGACAAAGCCCUGCGACGAUCGUUAGGUAACAUCAAGUUCAUCGGGGAGCUGUUCAAGCUGAAGAUGCUGACGGAGGACAUCAUGUACAUAUGCAUCAUCAAGCUGCUGAAGAACCACGAUGAGGAGAAUCUGGAGUGUCUCUGCUGCCUGCUGUCCACCAUUGGGAAAGACCUGAACUUCCAGAAGGCCAAGCCCCAAAUGGAUCAAUAUUUCAACCAGAUGGAGAAAAUUAUUAAGGAGCGGAAAACCUCUUCCAGAAUUCGCUUCAUGCUGCAGGACUUUCUUGAUUUACGACGGGUAAACCAUCAAAAUAGUGCUCCUGACGACGGCUGGGAGACGGUUCCCAUCUCCACCAAGAACAGACCCAUCGACACGACACGACUCAGCAAGAUCACCAAGCCGGACGCUUGGGACUUCAAUAAUCAAUUCACAAAAAAUCUUCCUGGAGGUAAAGGCUCAUGGGGCAGUUGGGGCAAAGGCAGCAGCAGGGGCUCAGGAUCCAAACCCAGUGACAGCACCCAGGAUUCUGGUCGUACGAGCACUUUGAACCGCUUUUCAGCACUUCAGCAGCCUUCCUACUCUUCAUCAUCAUCAGCCACCAAAAUCGACUCUGACAGGAGGGUUCCUUACAGGAGCAGUUCAGGUCCGGAACACAGCCUUCGUUUCAUCCGGGGCGAUGAACGUAUGGACUGCGUCGGUGACCGCUACAAUCGACGUAACGACCUUGGAUUUGACCGAAUGGACUGGAUCCGUCCCACGGUCGGAAAGCACCGCUUUAGCCGUGAAAAGGAGGAGAAAGGUUUGGAACGAGAGAUGCUAUGGCGCGAGAGAGACCGAGAACAUGGUGAAGUGAACAGUAAUGUGAAGAGAGAAUCUGUUCCCAAUCCUCCACCUUUUUCCUCCAAACCUGCGCUGACGGUGGAGGAGAUGGAGAAGAAGUCCACUGCCAUCAUCGAGGGAGUGGAGUUCACUCUGGGUGAGGAGUGUGUGAGGAAGAGCAGUAAAGUGACUCUGAGUCCAGAAGAUAUUUCUAGAGAGCUGGAGCGACUCCUGAAGGAGAAAGCAGACAACCAGAGGAUCUUUGACUGGGUGGAGGCCAAUCUGGACGAGCAGCAAACAUCAUUGCACACGUUUAUCCGGCCGCUGAUGACUGCUGUCUGUCAGUCUGCCAUCAUCUGUGAGAAUCCAUAUAAACUAGACACUGAAGAAAUGACCCAGAGGGCCGAGCUGCUGCAGCGCUACAUUAAAGACGAGCAGAAGGAGCUGCAGGCGCUCUACGCCUUACAGAGUCUGAUGGUGCAGAUGGAGCAGCCACCGAAUCUUCUGCGCAUGUUCUUCGAUGUCUUAUACGAUGAGGACGUCAUCAAAGAGGAUGGCUUUUUUCGCUGGGAGUCCAGCAAAGAUCCCGCAGAGCAGCAAGGCAAGGGCGUGGCCCUAAAAUCAGUCAGAGCCUUCUUCACCUGGCUGCGCGAGGCCGAGGACGAAUCAGACAACAGCUAGAGCUUAGGCAACACCCACUGCAGAGAUGACUGACGUGAUUAAGGGGCAAGGAAAAACUAUAUUUUGGUGAAAGAAAUAAUGAAACAAUUGGGACAUUUUCAACAUCUUUUAGUUUGUUUUGGCUUAUGUUUGCGCAAAAAAAGCUGUUAUACUGUAACUAAAUAAAGUAUUAGAGAAUGACGAGCCAUUUAUACAGUAUAUAGCUGCUCAGUUUAUAGUGUUUUGACCAUUAGCUUUGCUACUUCCUGUUUCCUGUUCCCGCCUCCAUGGAGAGAGCAACCUGUAAAUACAUGUUUGUUUGUUUUUAUGUUUUUUAAUAAUAAAAAUGAUGAAUUUAAUGCCAUGUAUACAUUUUUUACUUUUUAUUCUGUAUUUAUUUUACAUUUAUUUUAUUUUAUUUUUGCGGUUUAAACUCCUGGCUUGUAUGAUUAUACUAAUUAUAUUGUUAUUGUUUGUGUCAUGCUUUCCUUGCCCUCUUGUCUUUAUACGAUUGGUUCCUCUUGUUCAUCGUGUAAUGUUCUGAUUGGUUUGUCCUGUCAUUUAUCAGUUAUGUUUAUUCGUUGGUCGUCUUAGUCAUGUGGCUUGUUUCCCAUUGGUUCGUUCAUGUCAUGUGUCUAUCUUUGUCUGUUAUAAGUAGUCAGGUUUUUGCUCUUGUGCCUUUGUCGUGUAUUAUUAAUGUAACCUGCUGUCGGUGAGUCAAGUCUGUUCAUGCCACGCCAAGUCUGGUCAAGUCUUUGUUUGGAUUUCACUUCUGUAAAUAAACUGCUCUUGCCUUCAGUAGACUAUUCGUUACAAUAAUAAAGAACACUGCAAUGAAAAAAGGACAAAAAUGUGUUGUUACUACCUUUCUGUUCCAUUUCUUAAAGGAACAGUUCACGCA
This is a messenger RNA of Carassius auratus (goldfish), 4228 nucleotides long. RefSeq names its product eukaryotic translation initiation factor 4 gamma 1-like. Gene Ontology annotation, molecular function: protein binding; zinc ion binding; translation initiation factor activity. The record is from RefSeq and is a predicted model, not a curated record. Lineage: Eukaryota; Metazoa; Chordata; Actinopteri; Cypriniformes; Cyprinidae. The coding region runs from base 160 to 3348 and encodes 1062 amino acids. Gene Ontology annotation, cellular component: eukaryotic translation initiation factor 4F complex. Gene Ontology annotation, biological process: protein ubiquitination. The transcript is spliced from 20 exons.